AUGCGGCUGGUUGGUGAUAAAUUAGGUGCCUGGCCUAAUGGAUUUAGUAUCUACAGCUCGCAACGUCAGGGUGUUGCUACACUCUUUCGGGAUGACAGAAAUCGGCCAAGAGGGACGGCCGAAGUUUAUGCAUCACUCCCUACUGUCUGCGCACGUGAGUGCGUUCAUCUGUCGGAUCCAUGUAGAGUUGUCUCUGUCGGAACGACGGAUGGUGCAUGCUGUGUGCUGGAGACGGCCGCACGCCUACACUCACGGACAUUCCGGUAUUACAUGUGA
This is a messenger RNA of Protopolystoma xenopodis, 276 nucleotides long. Lineage: Eukaryota; Metazoa; Platyhelminthes; Monogenea; Polystomatidea; Polystomatidae. The record is from the annotation of a GenBank genome assembly.